AUGAUUUCUUUGACUGAAUGCUACGGCGAUGGUCUUUGUCCGAAAGUAGGAUUCAAGCCAAAUUCAGAGUCUCACAUAACCGCUGACGACUAUAAGGAUGACUGGACGCAUAAAGAAGUGACUGGCUAUAAACCAUUGUACAACACUAACAGCUCAAUCUCGAAAGAAACAAGCUCUGUUAGUGAGGUAUCAAGCUAUGCUACCUUCCAACCUCCUAAAUCUAACGACAUUCUGACAAAAUUUCAAGAAUUGUGGUGGAUCCAAGGGAAUAUACAUCCAAGUGCAAAAUGGGAAGAAGCUUCAUUACCCUAUAUGCUGAAAAGUGAUGUUGAUUGGGAGAAAUACUCAGAGCGAACUGAUAUGUUUAAUGUGCAUGGAAAAACAAAGACCAGUGAUAGGGAAAAAGAAGCAGAUAGAUCUUUUGCACUGAUUGACAAACCUGAAGUAAAUUCAAAUGGAUGUGAAGAUUCUAAUUCUGUCCUUUAUCAUAAUCAAAUUUCUAAUAUCAAUAAUUAUAUUUUAGUGUUGUUAUAG
This is a messenger RNA of Ambispora gerdemannii, 534 nucleotides long. NCBI's taxonomy places the organism in Eukaryota, Fungi, Glomeromycota, Glomeromycetes, Archaeosporales, Ambisporaceae. The record is from the annotation of a GenBank genome assembly.